UGAUCCUUUGUCAUGGGAAGACUUCACUCUGCUGGUUCUUACAGAGAGAGAGGGAGAGAGAGAGAGAGAACUUCCACACCACCAGACACUUUCCAGAGAACUUCUAACCAUGUAACUGGAACAGAAAACAGAGGUCUGGAGAAUGAACUCAUGCUGAUUGAUUGUGUGACUGUGUAAAAGGAUACCCUGCUUCCUGUAGGCCCUCUCUCCAGACAGCAGCACCAGAGAUUCUUGGAUCAGCCAUCUAUGUCUGGAACAAAUUGCAGAGGGCCUGGCUUAAUCCUGCAUCCUCAGAGUAAAUCAGCAAAAGGACGUCAGUGAGAUGAACAGCAUGCUUCCUCAAAGGAGUGCUGUAGCCACGCUGGGCUACAGUUCAGACUGUGUGAAGGCUGAGCACAGCAGCAGUGGCUCAGUGGGAGGGACGCUGCUGAGGGGCUCGCGUUCUAAGGCAGAGCUACAGGAACUGAUGGAGACACUGCAGCGCAGGAAGAGUGCUUUGGAGGCCAGCUUGAGAGCAGCAGAGUGCAACCGAAAGUAUCUCAACGUGCCUUCACCUGUUGGAACCCAGUCCUCAAGGCCGUUGUCAAUCCUCAGUAACACUGAGCGCCCUCCAACUGCCCCUCGCAACUUCUCUUUUAUGACCAGCAGCAGUGUCCCUCCGUCACCUCGGCAAGGCGAACGCCAGCUUAGCAAAAAUGGCUUGCUCCGUCAUUCCCACUUUCAUCACCAGUCACAAGACAGUCUAUUUCUCUCGAAUGCUGCAGAUGGAAGCUCUGUGCUCUCUUCCUAUGGGGAACCCAUACCUUGUUCUCCCAGGGUCAAAAGUGGAGCUGCCAGUAUGCCGUCCAGCCCUCGAAUGGGCCGCAGGCUCUACUCUCAGGGCAAAGCUGGAGGAGAGUCACGACAGAGGAAAUACUCCACUGGCUCACUCAACAACCUGGGCACACACAGCCGUUCACUGCCACGGCUUCACAACGCAGCAGAACCCCCUGUUCUGUCACUACCAUCACGCCAUUCAAUGGGUUCCCACAGAGGAGUAGUCUCAGCAGGACAGCGUCGCAGUCUCUCCUCCUUAGAGCAGCCACCAGAUGUGACAGUGCCAGCCAGCAUGCCUAGCACACCCAGGAGGGCCAGUCUGGCCUCUCUGGGCUCUCUGGGUGUUGACAUUGAUGGAGCAGGCUUAGAUCUGAGCUUUGGAGAGAGGAGGUUGUCCUUUGGAAAGGGUGGGUUGAGUCCAGGACAGAGAGUAGGCAGCAUCACUUCUUUGAAUGGUAAAGAGGAGCUGAGAGAUUACCACCAGCACCAAAGAGAUGAGAGACUCAGGGAGCAGAAAGUGCAGAGACUGGAAUGCCAGCGUCUGGAGACCAUCUUAAACCUGUGCACCGAGCUGGGCCAGGUAGCAAGAGAGCCAGCAGGCUCAGCUGUUACUGACCUGCAGAAGAUCAAUAAGGAGUUGGAGAAGCUGCAAGUGUCAGAUGAUGAGUCAGUGUUCUCUGACUCCCCCAGCAGCACUGCUCAUGAGAGCUGCUUUGGGGCCAAAGCCAGAGACUUACAGCUCUCUGAGGAACAGCAGGGCAACCAGCGUCAGCAAAGUAGCUACAGAGAGGCUAGAUCGCUCUCACCAGCUAUCAACCUGAACAGCAGUACCCCAUCACCCUCUACACAACAUAGAGCCAAAGCCUUGGAGAGUGUGCAGCUGAAACAGGAAGUAACGCAUAUAGAGGAAGAAAGAAUUCAAGUUCUGAACAACAUAGAAGAGCUGGAACAAAAGAUUAAGGACCUGGACAACCAGAUGGAGGAGUCUCUUCGAGAGAUGGAGGUGGAGUGUGCACUGCUGGAAGGAGAACAAGAGUCUGAGAUGGUGCAGCUGCAGAAGGAAAAGGAGCUACUGGAUGAACUCAAAGGAAAAAUUCAUAACAUUGAGAAGACGAGCGAUGCAGACAAGUCGCAGAAAGCAGGGGAAGAGCCAAAAAGUAUGGAGGAUUUUGAGUUUCAGAAGCUGGAAAGAGAAAUUAAGCAGGAUGAGGAAAAAGAGAAUCAGAGCCAGGAGCUGCUGCGAGAGAUCGCAGAGUGCCAGCGGCUUACUGUCACCCGCAAGGAAAGACUCAUGACACUGAAGAAACAGUCCUCACAGAUCACUCUACAGGCUCAGCAAGAACGAGAGAAUUUCCAAAAAGAGAAAAACAAUUUGCUCAUUAUGCUUCAAAAGGAGAGAGAGAAACUAGUGUCGCUGGAAGGAAAGUAUGCAGAGCUGUCUGAGGGGCAAACCUUUACUAACAACCCUGUCACCAUAAAAGAGCACUUGCAUUCCCUGAAAGAAAAACGGAGAAGCAGCAAAGAAAACUCUUCCCACCCCAGUGACGGCCUGUCCCAUAAGAGGAGUCAGCAGCUCCUCACCUCGUAUGGCAGAUCUCUGGGACGCACGCUUCCUCCAAAGGCUCACCUGCCUUUGUCCCAAAGCUCCAGCUGUGGCAGUGUCAUCCCACAAAGUUUCACGUUCUCCCUUCGGGAGAUGAACACCCGCCGCCUGCCCAAGACAGGUAACAGCCAUGCACACAUGAAUGAAGACAGGCAGAGACAAAGUGAUUUUUGCAGCAGAAUGGUGUCCGAGCCCAACAUGUUCAUGGAGUCUAUGUUCUCAUACCCGGACAACAGCCAGGCCUCAGACACCGUCAGUGUGGACAGCUCUGACAGCCUGGAGACCAGCUUCUCUGCCUGCUCUCCAGACAACAUCUCCAGCGCCAGUACAUCCAACAUGGCGAAGAUUGAGGAGAUGGAGCGCUUACUCCGAGAGGCACAGGCUGAGAAACAAAGACUCCUUGAGCAUCGUGAGCGAGAGAUGGAGAUGCGUAGGCAGGCUCUGGAGGAUGAGAGAAGAAGAAGGGAGGAACUGGAGAAACGCCUGCAGGAGGAGACAAGUAGAAGACAGAAACUUGUAGAGAGAGAAGUGAAGCUCAGAGAGAAACAGAGAUCCCAGUCCCGGCUGCUGACUCGCUACCUCCCUGUCAGGAAAGAUGACUUUGAUCUUCAUGGCCAUAUCGAAGCAGCUGGACACAACCCAGAUGCCUGCUUCCACCUGGCCAUCACUGAUAAAACCUGUCGAGGAUUCCUGGUCAAAAUGGGAGGCAAAAUCAAGACAUGGAAGAAACGCUGGUUUGUGUUUGACCAGAAUCGCAGGACCCUCACAUAUUAUGCAGACAAGCAUGAGACCAAGAUGAAAGGCGUCAUUUAUUUCCAAGCCAUAGAGGAGGUGUACUAUGACCAUUUAAAGAAUGCACACAAAAGCCCCAACCCCUCGCUGACCUUCAGUGUGAAGACCCAUGAUCGUGUGUACUACAUGGUGGCUCCUUCUCCUGAAGCCAUGCGUAUCUGGAUGGAUGUUAUUGUAACGGGUGCUGAAGGACACAUGCAUUUCAUGGUGUAACAGCAAACACACAUACACAUGUCAUGUAGGGCUCACAUGGAUCAGGUCAACAAAGAUUAGCCUCUGUUUACAUUUGUAACAUAAUCACAUAAUUUGUGACAUGUGCUAAAUGCACACUAUACCUGUGUAAUGUAAUCGUGUAUGAAGAGAUUCAAAAAUAGAUAUACAAACUUCAAAAUUAAGCUAUUUAAUGGUUUUAGUUUCCUUGUCCUAAUAUAAAAUCUCUGCCCUGAACAUCCUCUUCCUGUCAUGUGUGGCUGUGUUCUGUGAAAACUGAAUCAGGGAAGAUUCUAUCUUAGUAUCUGCUGUUUUCUAACCUGCGAUACAGACUGGUGAUGCUUCUCUCAAACAGAAUAUGUGUCUUGUAGCUUUUUACAAACUCUAGUUUCUUAUAAUUUACCAAUUUGACAUGCCCAGUUCUUUUUCUAUGCCUUAUCUUCUUCUGUCCUCUCUGCUUCCAGUUGGACUGCAUCUUUUCAGUCUUUCUUUAUCUCACUAAAAUGUAUUUCCUCUGAAUGUAAUUAUGACUGCCAUUUUCCCCUGAUGAGAUAAUCUCUUUACUGGUCCCCCCCCCCCAUUUUUUUUUAGUGUAACUGAGAUUUUACAUUUCAGUAUUUUCACCAACUGUUCAUAAUAUUCAAAUGAAAGUAGUUCUUUCGAGUCUAUAUCAUUUAAUUGAAUUUGAUUGCUGCUGCCAGGCUACCAGCAUAAGCUGAUAUUGUCUGCUUACCUAAAGUAGGGCUGAAUGGCUGUAUUCCUUCAAAAUAGAUACAUUUCUAUUUCCGUCACUUUCAUUGAAGGGAAUUUUAAUUUUCCUCGCACAUGCUUGUUUAAUUUCUGAAGGGAAGUUAUUACGACACUUUUUUAUGUUUAUUAUGAUGGAUUUCAAACUGUUCUGUUCAUAGAACGAUAAAAUAGCCCAGAUAAAACACAGCCUGCGUUUCAUGCCGACCACUGUGCAGCUAGCUCCCUCUGUCUGUGGUGGACUGCAGGUCUGAUCGGAUGAUGCCAUGUUGUGCAGUACUGAUGCUGUGCAGUACCUACCGCAUAACCCAUGUUCUACAACACUAAACCAUUUCAUUAUGUGUUUUCACCAGCAGAGGUCCUCAGUGCACAGUGAAUGCACUGGAAUGACGUAAUGCUGUCUGUUUGGCACAUACGGGCUUACACUAUAUACUGAUCAGGCAUAACAUUAUGACCACAGACAGGAGAAAAACAGUUUAGGAACAACAAAAAAGAUGAAGAACAGCACAAGGUGUUGACCUGGCCUCCAACUUCAUUAGAUGCCAAACUGAUCA
Molecule: messenger RNA, 4722 nt
Organism: Mugil cephalus (flathead mullet)
Lineage: Eukaryota; Metazoa; Chordata; Actinopteri; Mugiliformes; Mugilidae
Gene: phldb2a
Product: pleckstrin homology-like domain, family B, member 2a
Exons: 18
Coding region: 323-3424 (1033 amino acids)
Biological process (GO): regulation of microtubule cytoskeleton organization
Cellular component (GO): basal cortex
Source: RefSeq, a predicted model, not a curated record